Molecule: messenger RNA, 1880 nt
Organism: Solea solea (common sole)
Lineage: Eukaryota; Metazoa; Chordata; Actinopteri; Pleuronectiformes; Soleidae
Gene: mycn
Product: MYCN proto-oncogene, bHLH transcription factor
Exons: 3
Coding region: 170-1648 (492 amino acids)
Biological process (GO): regulation of transcription by RNA polymerase II
Molecular function (GO): protein dimerization activity; DNA-binding transcription factor activity, RNA polymerase II-specific; RNA polymerase II cis-regulatory region sequence-specific DNA binding
Source: RefSeq, a predicted model, not a curated record
CACUGCAGCCAGCCACAAUGUGUGUCAGAGGACUGUCUGUACUCGCAACGUAGAUGAGCGCUUCAAAUCUGGUGUCUGUAUUACUGACUGCGCGAGACUGCGAGAGAAUAAAAUUGGUUCGCACAUUAUCAUCCCAAGUCAGGACAAGGUUUCACGAUUGAGGGAUAGAAUGCCGCUGAUCACAAGUAAAAACUCCGAUUUGGAGUUUGACUCCUUACAACCUUGUUUCUACCCGGAUGAGGACGAGUUCUACUUCUGUGGUCCCGACUCUGCGCCACCGGGGGAGGACAUCUGGAAAAAAUUCGAGUUGCUGCCCACUCCGCCCCUCUCCCCGAGCCGAGCCGCGCUACCGGGGGAGCCGGCGAGUGCAGACCCGGAAGCAGACCCACUUGGGUUCGGCUUGUGUGACCCACUGGACUGGGCUUCCGAGCUGCUGCUCCUGCCAGAGGAUGAUAUCUGGGGCGCGUCCUACGAUGGGGACCUGUUCGGCUCCGCUUUGGAUACUAACCCCAACAGCAUCAUUAUCCAGGACUGUAUGUGGAGCGGCUUUUCUGCCAGGGAAAAGCUGGAGCGUGUGGUCACGGAGAAACUCGGGAAAGCCAUCUCCACGGCCACAGCGGGCGGCAGGAGCGUGUGCGUCAAGGCGCCGGAGACGGCCAGCAGCCGCAGCUCCAUGUCAGAGUGCGUGGACCCUGCGGUAGUGUUUCCUUUCCCGGUGAACAAGAAGAGCAGCAGCAGCAGCAGCAGCAGCAGCGGCAGCGGCAGCAGCAGCAGCAGCAGGAGUUGCGGCAGAGACUCAGCCGGGACCGUUAACGCACAGACAAACCACGGGAACACAUCCAGUGACUCAGAAGAGGAAGAUGAUGAUGAAGUAGAAGAGGAACACGAGGAGGAGGAGGAGGAGGAGGAAGAGGAAGACGAGGAGGAGGAAGACGACGAAGACGACGAAGAGGAAGAGGAGGAGAUCGAUGUGGUUACAGUAGAGAAGAGGCGCUCCACAAUCAACAAAGCGUCCCCCAUGGCAACAGGCACUGUCACUAUCUCCGUUCAUCCCAGGAGUCAGGACGCAAGAGGAACCGUCUCAGGGUCCGGCGUGGUGAGCCGGUUCGUCAGCCGAGCUCCCCAGGAGCUGAUCCUGAAGAGGAGCUCAGUACACCAGCAGCAACACAACUACGCAGCGCCCUCGCCGUACGCUUCAGACGACGACCCCGCACCGCCGUCGAAGAAGCAGAAAACGUCAGACGCCCCGCGACCUCCCGCCAGAACCAUCUCGUCGUCGUCCUCCUCCUCGUCGUCGUCCUCCAUGUUCUGCAGUUCGGUCACCAGCACGCGGAGCAAGCGCAGCACCAGCGGCGACAGCAGCCCGCGCGGCAGCUCCGACUCGGAGGACAGCGAGCGCCGGCGCAACCACAACAUCCUGGAGCGCCAGCGCCGCAACGACCUGCGCUCCAGCUUCCUCACGCUGCGCGACCACGUGCCGGAGCUGGCACACAACGAGAAGGCAGCGAAGGUGCUGAUCCUGAAGAAGGCGACAGAGUACGUGAGCUCGCUGGAGACGGCGGAGAUGAGGCUCCAGCAGGAGAAGGACAGGCUGCAGGCCCGCAGGCAGCAGCUGAUGCGCAGGCUGGAGCAGGCAAGGACUCGCUAACAGACAACCGAUACAACACAGAAACACUCAUAUAAACCCUGGACGAACCCCCUCUUGUCUCAACUCAGUCUGCCUGAAACAACAUUUAGACCCAAACACAGGCCUUUACACUUCAGCACAGACACAAAAGGCCUGCAUAUCUGUUGUAUUAUGUGCGCACACAAACACAAUAUCUCAGAGGAUGUUUAUCUUCAGACGCCAGCACACGCCUGGAGGAGGAGGAGGAGGAGAA